AUGAAAGAGCUGGAUGGAAUUCUGAGGGAUUAUGUUGGAAGAGAAACCCCUCUUUACUUUGCAGAAAGGCUCACAGAGCACUACAAAAGACCUGAUGGUAAAGGGCCUCAUAUAUACCUGAAAAGAGAAGACUUGAAUCACACUGGGGCCCACAAAAUCAACAACGCCAUCGCCCAAGCUUUGCUUGCAAAGCGUCUUGGCAAGUUGCGUAUCAUUGCCGAAACCGGGGCUGGUCAGCAUGGUGUUGCCACAGCCACCGUUUGUGCUCGGUUCGGGCUGCAGUGUGUUAUCUACAUGGGUGCUCAAGAUAUGGAGAGACAAAAGCUCAAUGUCUUCAGGAUGCGUCUUCUUGGUGCCGAGGUUAGACCAGUUCACUCAGGGACGGCAACCCUGAAGGAUGCCACAUCCGAAGCUAUACGCGAUUGGGUCACCAAUGUGGAAUCUACUCAUUACAUACUCGGAUCAGUUGCCGGGCCCCAUCCGUACCCUAUGAUGGUCAGGGAGUUUCAUGCUGUUAUCGGCAAGGAAACCAGGAAGCAGGCCUUGCAGAAAUGGGGGGGAAAGCCCGACGUGCUCGUUGCUUGUGUUGGCGGAGGAUCAAAUGCCAUCGGGCUCUUUCAUGAGUUUGUGGAGGACAAGGACGUUAGGCUCAUUGGUGUUGAGGCUGCUGCUUUUAAGAGACUUUCGAGACUAGAGGGAAUUAUCCCUGCACUAGAGACAUCUCAUGCACUGGCUUAUCUCGAGAAGCUGUGCCCUUCUCUUUCGGAUGGGACCAAAGUCGUCCUGAACUGCAGUGGCAGAGGAGAUAAAGACGUUCAGACUGCCAUUAACCAUUUAAAACUCUGA
This is a messenger RNA of Striga hermonthica, 846 nucleotides long. NCBI's taxonomy places the organism in Eukaryota, Viridiplantae, Streptophyta, Magnoliopsida, Lamiales, Orobanchaceae. The record is from the annotation of a GenBank genome assembly.